GUCAUUCCAUUGAGCGUAGCCCCCCUCUGCUCCCUUUAAAAUAGUUUUAUCAGCCACGCCUUCCUCAUAAUUCCCACUCAGCUGUUACUGUACACGCUUUCAGUUUACACAUGCGUUUGUCCACAGAUCUGAGGGCUUGAGUCUGAUCGGCAGAUUCAGCAUGCCUCGGAUUGAACCACCUCGUGUGUCAGUUUUGGGCAACUUGUUGCGCAGCUGCUAUUUCCAGCCUCCUCUGUGGUCCAGUUCCUCCAUGAACAGGAGCGGGUUUGUGCUUCGUCGGGGAUAUUCUCUGUAAAACAAGACAGAUGGAUGAAGCAGUGUGACAGGAAGACAAGGCUUGAAUCAUUUGGGGGUGUUUUAACAAGUCCUACAGCCUGUGGUGAAUUUUGGAGUGUCUUUAAUAUGAUCUCAGAGACAGGGGAUGCGAGUCAUGAGCCGGACGCGUCCUUACCCCGGACUAGACUGGAGCCAGAGUCUCUUUUACCUCACUUUGCUCCUGUGGACCAGACGGAUGAGUGGACUGGCUGACUUUUCAAUGCCUUUUGGUGUGACAGACUACCUGUCCAGGAUCAUCACCAGCCACUCUGCCCAGGCUUGUGACGGGCAGCCUCUGCGACUCCACUGUCCACGCCACUCCACCAUCUCCAUCCAGACGGCGUUUUACGGGAGCGGCGGGGCGCGGCCGUGCAGAGCAGACCCUCCGCACAGAGCCCACAACCACAGCUGCUCUGCUUUUACUGCUCUACAGAAGCUGCUGUCAGAGUGUCAAAGCCAUAGAGACUGUCAGCUGCCUGUCAACCACCUGCUGUUCGGGAAGGACCCCUGCCCUGGCACAACCAAAUACCUCCAUGUGGACUACAAGUGUAAACCGACUGAACACAAAAGACAUGUGGUGUGUGAGGGAGAGACCAUGGUCCUGCGCUGUAAGACCCCCAAGGUUCUGAUCAUCUAUGCAGCUGUCUAUGGGAGAAGUCUGGGUCAGACCGACACCUGCCCCUCACACCGGACAAGACCACCCCCAUUUGAGUGCCUGAACCACGAGGCUGUACACUUGGUGUCCAAGUCCUGCUACAGCAAACAGAAGUGUACUGUUGCUGUCAGCAACCAGACCUUUAGGGACCCCUGCUUUCCAGGAACCAGGAAGUAUCUCAGCGUGGUCUAUUCUUGCGUGCCACAGACUUUACUGAGGGAGGCAGACCCCCACAUAUUCACCUCCACCACAUCACCUGCUGCAGACACAGAAAAAGCUCCUCCAGCAGAUCUGGAAGAGCCUCUCUUAAAAGGGUCAAGGAAGCCAGAAAAUUCAGGAGCUAUGAUGAGCAACUCUCUCCUGACAUACGCCUACAUCAAAGAGCAUCCAGAAAUGGCCGCGCUGCUCUUUACCUCCAGCGUGUGUAUCGGUCUCCUGCUCACGCUGCUGGCUGUGUCUGUCCGUGUGACCUGCAGAAGGAGCAGGCUCACAGAUUACAGACUCACAGCCAAGUCUAGUAACAAGACUGCAAACUGUCAGAAGGAGGAUGAUGAGGAUGAUGAUGAGGACAUAGAUGAUGAUGAUGAUGAUGAUGAUGAUGAUGAUGAUGAUGAUGAUGAUGAUGUUGAAGAGGGGACAGAAAGCUCUUUGAUCUCAGUGGCAGAGAGGAAGGCGAUAGAAGACUGGGAGGAAGUGACAUAUGUGAGCGAGGCAGCUGAUCGUGCAGAGAGGAUUGAGCGCAGAGAGAUGAUCAUACAGGAGAUAUGGAUGAAUUCAUAUCUGAACGACAGCUCCUGUUAACCAUCUGUGACCCAUGGACGCUUUUCAGCACCUUCAGGAUUUAUUCAGGAUUUUGCAGCAGCAACAAAACCUCGGACUAAAAACUUUUUGAUACUGUAAAGCAGUUUGUUAUGUGUUUUUGCCAUGUCUACAGGGGCGUGCAGUUAUUAUGUAAUGUUUGGGUAAAACUGAAAUGCCAGCCAUUAUUUAGGGUCAACAGGGUUUACAGCUAUAAAAUGGGUUUCCAUAUAAAUUGUGUAAUUGUUUAAGAGAUAUAUGUAUUUGCAUUGACCAACAAAUAAGCUCAGAUUUUAAGUUGAAAAAGCAUUAAAUUAAUGGUUUCAAAUGAA
Molecule: messenger RNA, 2100 nt
Organism: Notolabrus celidotus (New Zealand spotty)
Lineage: Eukaryota; Metazoa; Chordata; Actinopteri; Labriformes; Labridae
Gene: eva1c
Product: eva-1 homolog C (C. elegans)
Exons: 8
Coding region: 422-1771 (449 amino acids)
Molecular function (GO): carbohydrate binding
Source: RefSeq, a predicted model, not a curated record